UUCCCUUUAUUUAAGAUUUUAAUGUAUAAAUUAAAAGAGUAAGAUUUAAAACUUUUUUUUCUCUAAUAUUACAAAUAGUAUCGUAAUUCUUUGUAUGGUGUCGGAAACAUCGGACGAAUACGUACAUUGUUGGAUGAUCCGCCAGACUGAAAUUGAAUAAUGUGACUGUUUUUAUCUCUGAAGCUGGAUUUUCGAUAUUUUCCUAAAUUAAGCAUUUACUUUGGUUAAAAAUAUUCUGCUGUUGGAUAUUUGAUGAGAUUUCAACUUUUACAUGAUUUUCAAGUAAGAUUUUUUCAGAAUUUCAAGUGCAGAAAAAUUUCAAUAAAAAAGGCAGUAAACAGUUUCCAUAGAUCAACUUUUCAACUUUCAUCAUCAUAUUCUUACUCGGAGGUUUCCAAAUUAAAAACAAAAAUGUCAGAUUACUUCAUUCCAAACAAUACUCCUUUCAUAUUACUGGAAUGUGAAGAAGCAUUUAAUCAACUCUCAGAGCAAGAAAAGCUUUAUUCUCAUUAUUUAUCAAGAGCUAGUUGGUUAGGGAGUCUUAUAAUUUCCCUACAGACAUCUAUAGAAAGUCCUCUGAUUUUCAGCAUGCUGCAUAGAUUAUUUCAAUUUCAGUCUGUUGAAGAGUUAAAAGCAGUUGCUUUGGAAGUCUGUAAUGUUAAUGAAGAUGAAUUUAUGUCUUUCUUGGUUUAUACAUGCGGGAUAUUUGCUAGUUUUGGAAAUUACAAAGGAUUUGGAGAUACAAAAUUUAUCCCAGAUUUAGAGAAGGAAAAAUUUGAAAAAAUCAUAAGGGCUAGUAAAUUUGCUGAAUGUCAACCUCAAGAUGUAGAAAUUUUACUCUCAAGAUGCUUGGAAUCUAUUUAUUCUUUGCAAGAUAAAGAACGUCAACUUGGUUUUCCUUAUGUGGGAACUACAACUUACCUGUCUAAAAAUUUUACUGAGGAGGACAAUAAAAUAGUAACAGACUUCUUGAAAAAGAAGAAUAUUGAAGUAUAUAAUUCAAGAUUGUUUAAAACUUCAGAUGAAAGUGGCAUGAGUUGUUAUGAAAUAAGGCUUGCGUCAGUUUUAAAAACAGAAGAUGCUGAAGAAAAAGAAUUGCUGAUAUCUGAAUCUGUGAAUUCUCAUAAAUUUAUUGUCACUCGUGGUGAUUACAGCAAGUUACUGAAACUAGUGAAUCACAACUUAUUACUUGCAAAGGAUUAUGCUGGAAAUGAGAAUGAAGUACAAAUGAUUGAAAAAUAUAUACAAAGUUUUCGUACUGGUUCAUUAGAUGCUCAUAAAGAUGGUUCUCGAUUCUGGGUAAAGGAUAAAGAACCCAUCAUAGAAACUUAUAUUGGAUUUAUUGAAACAUACAAAGAUCCUACAGGCAUGAGGGGUGAAUUUGAAGGUUUUGUAGCGAUGGUGAAUAAGCCAAUGAGUGCCAAAUUUGCAGAACUUGUGAAGGCAGCUGAAGAUUUACUUCCAUUGUUGCCUUGGCCUAGUGCAUAUGAAAAAGAUAAAUUUUUGCAACCUGAUUUUUCGUCUUUAGAUCUCUUGACAUUUGCUUCAAAUGAUGUGCCAAUUGGUAUUAAUAUACCAAAUUAUGAUGAAAUAAAGCAGUCUGAAGGUUUCAAAAAUGUUACUUUAGGAAAUGCAAUUCGUGCAAGAGCUAGAAAGCCUCCCAAUUAUCUAAGCAAGUCAGAUCAGGAAUUGUAUAUGUUGUAUCGCAUUCCAGCAUUGGAGUUACAAACUGGUUUGCAUGAACUUUUAGGGCAUGGAAGUGGAAAAUUAUUUCAAAAAGAUAAAGAUGGAAAACUAAAUUUUGAUAAUGAGUGUGUCCUACAUUUAGAAACGAACCAAAAGGUAACAAGUUGGUAUGAAGAAGGAGAAAAUUACAAUUCAGUUUUUGGUUCUGUAAGUUCACCUUAUGAAGAAUGCAGAGCAGAAUGUGUAGGGUUAUAUUUAAGUACAGUUCCGGAUGUAUUGAGAAUAUUUGGGCUUGAAGGAACAGAGGCAGAUGAUGCAAUGUAUGUUAACUGGAUAGAUGUAGUUUUUGCUGGACUUGAAGCAUUAAAAAUGUAUGACCCUAAAACUGGAUCAUGGCUUCAGGCUCAUGGCCAAGCUGCUUAUGUUAUACUGCAAGUCCUUUUAAAAUGUGAAGGGGAUUUUGUGAAAGUGGAAAAAAUAAAAGGUGAAGAUGGUAACCCAGAUCUGUUGUUUACAAUGGAUCGCAAUAAAAUUUUAAGUCAUGGGAAACCAUGCAUUGGUGAAUUUUUAAAGAAACUUCAGUUGUACAAAUCCACUGCUGAUGCAGCUUCAGCUAAAGGAAUGUUUGAUAUGUAUUCUGCUGUUACAUCUGAAGAAGCCUAUCCAUUCCUUGAAUAUAGGGAAAUUGUUUUGGCCAGAAAGAGACCGAGAAGAAUUUUUGUGCAAUCAAACACAUUUUUGAGUGAUGGUGAAGUGACAUUGAAAAAUUAUGAAUCAUCACCUAAAGGGCUGAUCCAAUCUUAUAUUGAACGUUACCAAGAUGGAAGCAUUCAUAAAACUUUGCUAGAACUGUGGGAGAAAGACAAAUGCCAUUUUACAUAAAUGUGAAUGAACAAAUUUGGAAAUAAAAAAAAAAUGUGAUAUUCAUAUAAAAAUAAAUCUUUAUUAAAUUUUA
Argiope bruennichi is the source of this 2641-nucleotide messenger RNA. RefSeq names its product dipeptidyl peptidase 3-like. The coding region runs from base 253 to 2568 and encodes 771 amino acids. The record is from RefSeq and is a predicted model, not a curated record. Gene Ontology annotation, cellular component: cytoplasm. Gene Ontology annotation, biological process: proteolysis. The transcript is spliced from 19 exons. NCBI's taxonomy places the organism in Eukaryota, Metazoa, Arthropoda, Arachnida, Araneae, Araneidae. Gene Ontology annotation, molecular function: metalloexopeptidase activity; dipeptidyl-peptidase activity.